Messenger RNA from Thamnophis sirtalis, 1080 nucleotides. Lineage: Eukaryota; Metazoa; Chordata; Lepidosauria; Squamata; Natricidae. The record is from RefSeq and is a predicted model, not a curated record.
UUGAGGAAAGGCCCUCCUGUGCCACCACCUCCAAAACUCACUCCAUCCAAGGAGAUGAAGCAGGAGAACAUCAUCAACCUGUUUGAUGACAAUUUUGUCCCAGAGAUCAGUGUGACAACCCCCUCACAGUUUGAUGCCCCUGGGUCCUUCCAGGAAGGAGCCAGCCUUUUGGAUCUGGAUUUUGAUCCCAUUAAAGCAGAUAACAACCUUGUAGGGAAGUCACCCACACCUGCUACUCAGCCUUUGUCUUGGGAUUUAUGGGAGUCUACAGAAGCCACUCCUGCUGAGGCUGAUGGAGCUGGCAAAGGAGGAACAGCUGGAGCAGAAGCAGCUACUAAACCCGAAACUGAUUCAGGAUCUGCCUCAAGUUCUCUGCCAACUGUAGUUGUGGAUUCUGCCACAGUUAAUGGGACCGAUGAGAAUAGAGCCAUCUCUGAGAGGUCUGACAUGCCACCAGGAUUUCUCUUCAAGGUACAAGCCAUGCAUGAUUACGCAGCUACUGACAAUGAUGAAUUGCAGUUGAAGGCUGGAGAUGUGGUCUUGGUGACUCCAUUUGAAAACCCAGAUGAGCAGGAUGAAGGAUGGCUGAUGGGUGUGAAAGAAACUGAUUGGCUUCAGAACAAAGCAUUUGACCAAUGCCGGGGAGUUUUCCCAGAGAAUUUCACUGAACGGGUGCAGUGAGGUCUUGCAGCUCUUUAGAUAGCUUCUCUUCAACAAGAAAGCAAGAGGUCUCUUCUUCUCCCCCUCCUCCUGAGGAAGGUCUAAAAAAAAUUGAAAGAAUUUUUUUUUUUAAAAAAAAGCAGCUUAAAGGUUGGAUUCCUCACAGAAAACAAUGUUUUUAGAAGUCCGCUGAAUCAAAGUAUUAUCAAAGAUAGAGAUAAUAAAGGAAGACAGGUUGGGAAAAAAUCCUUUCUCUGUUUGAGUUAAAUAAGGUCAAUCCAGAAGGUUGUCAUUGAGUGGUUGGAGCAAUGUUGUGUGAAAUAGGAUGUGCUCAGCAUCGUAAGCUGUGAAUACUAGCAGUCCUGUUCUCCUGAAACUACACAAUAAAGUUUUAUCUUGUGGGAAGGCACAGUCAACCUG